This is a messenger RNA of Rhizopus microsporus ATCC 52813, 1899 nucleotides long. RefSeq names its product cytochrome P450. Bases 287 to 1840 code for a protein of 517 amino acids. The transcript is spliced from 5 exons. The record is from RefSeq and is a predicted model, not a curated record. Gene Ontology annotation, molecular function: iron ion binding; heme binding; oxidoreductase activity, acting on paired donors, with incorporation or reduction of molecular oxygen. Lineage: Eukaryota; Fungi; Mucoromycota; Mucoromycetes; Mucorales; Rhizopodaceae.
AAUCAAACUACACAGCUGAUGACUCACAUGUUCUUGCUUAUGUCGGCAUAAUAAGCAGCAAGAUGUAGACGACUGACAAAGCAGAAUUAGUCUCAUCCUUUUGACUAUUUGAUGCAGCACGUUUUUAUAGUGAUAUGGUGGAACCGGUUUUUUUUUUUGUUUAAAUGUUUAUUAACAAACACCGCCUUCCUUGUUCUCACUCUUCUGUCUUUCUCUCUCUCUCUUUCUCUUUUUCAAUUUCUGUUAGUCAUCUGUAACACCAGACAUUUAUUACAUUAUAUACAAAAUGGAUAUAGAAAAGAUCAAACAAAACGCUACUGUCCUUAUACCCACUGGUGUUGCCCUUCUGUCAGCCAUUUAUCUAUUAACUAGAGGGAAAUCAAAUGAAGGCAAAGGAUUAAAAGAGAUACCCUAUCCACCACGUUCGAUUAGAUGGCCUAUCUUUGGCCAUAUGCUCUCCAUGGGUAAAGUUCCUUCCAAGCAGAUCACUCAGUGGCAUAAAGAGGCAGGACCUAUCUACAAGAUCAAUAUGGGUAACCAGUUAUGGAUCAUGAUCAGUGAUCCCCUUUUAGCCCAUGAUAUUUUUGUCAAGGCUGGCAAGAGCACCUCAUCAAGACCCUAUCAUCGAUUCAAUGUUGAAAUUUAUGGUAGAAAUAAUAGAGGCAUCGUCUUUGUUCAGUAUGACCCUCAAUGGAAGAAUAAGAGAAAAUCAGCCGCCUCACUUCUGAGCCCUGGUUCCGUUGAUAAAUAUGGUGAAAUCUUGGAAGUGGAAGCUGACAGCAUGAUGAGCAGAUUGACAAAAAUCGCUGACGAAGGCAUAGCAAUCAACCCAUUCAAGCAAGUGCAGCUGACAUCUUUGAACAUCAUCUUGACCUUAGCCGUUGCCGCACGAUGUAAUGAUAUUGAUGAUCCUAUCUUUUUAGGCAUCAACAGCUUUAUCCAUCAAGCCAUGAUCUACUCAGGUGCUGCAGGCGAUCUUGGUUCCUUUGUACCUAGCUUGGCCUGGGCUGAAAGAUUAAGAGGCACGGAGAAAAAACUACGUGAAUUUGUCGAGACCAAACGUGACUCUAUCUAUGGCAUGUUGAUUCAAGAAGCCAUAAAGAAAGAACAAGAUUCAUUGGCAAAGGCUAUGUAUGAAAUGAAAGAACAAGGAUUGGUUGAUGAAGAUGAUAUUCACGUCUUUAUGAGUGAUUUGAUUGGUGCUGGUGCUGAUACUGUUGCUGUUUCUCUUUACUGGACAUUUGCUAUUCUUGCUCAGAAACCAGAGGUCCAAAAGAAGAUUAUUGAUGAACUUGAAGCUUGGAAGGCCAAGAACCCUGCAGGAGCUAUUCCUAAUUUCCACAAAGACCGUGAAGAAUUUCUAUAUGCCAUUUGUGUACAAAAGGAAGUGAUGCGAUUCCGUCCAGUGACUAGCUUUGGUGUGCCUCAUAUGGCUUCAGAAGAUGUGAUUGUUAAUGGCUAUCUGAUCCCCAAGGGUUCUAUACUUGUCAGUAGUAUGGCUGCCAUGCACAUGAAUGAAAAGUUUUAUAAAAAUCCCACAGAGUUCAAACCAGAGCGAUUUAUGUCCAACACAAGCAGAAUGGGUAUAGCUGCAAAUACAAAGAUUGAAGAUAGAGAUCAGUUUGGAUUUGGUUGGGGAAGAAGAAUCUGUCCUGGCAUUCAUUUGGCUGAAGUCGAAUUGUUCAACUUCUAUGUUCGCUUCUUUGACAGGUUUAUUAUUGAGCCUGAGCUUGAUGCUCAGGGUAAGCCUAUACCCAUCGAUUUAGAUGAUUAUAGUGAUGAAGGAAUCAUUGUCAAGCCUGCUCCUUAUAAAAUCCGCAUUGUUCAUCGUCAGAAAUAAAUAAAAAGUAUUUUGCAAAAAGUACUGUCUAUUGACUUAAUUAUACGAGUACCUUCAUG